AUGGAUCCUUCCCUCUCGAAAGAGCAGGUGCGCAGUGAUAACAGUGAGCUAAGGCAAGUGCAACAAGAAGCUGAGAAGAACAUGCUUUCUGUUGACGAAAUAAUAGAAACAUAUGUUGGGGGUUUUGGACGAGCUGAGUUGUUCCAAGUAGUAGUUGUUGCCUUGGCUGGGGCAUUCGAUGCUCAGCAAAUCUUUGUCACCAUUUUUACUGAUGCCCAACCUUCAUGGCGCUGCACUGAUGGCAGUCAAAUAGCAGAAACAGAGAUAUGCAAUGCACAGUCAUCGAUAUGUGAGAUGGAUCCAACAUUGUGGGAAUGGGAGAGAGGGAAAGAGGUAUCUGUCAUCUCAGAGUGGAACCUUAUGUGCGCCAACACCAUCCAAGCAGGCUUUCCUUCUCUGUUUUUCUUUACUGGAGCGUUACUGGGUUCUAUAAUAAUGGGACCGUUGGCAGAUUCAUGGCUGGGUCGUAAACGAACUCUUGUGCUUUCCACUGUGAUGCUUUCACUGACGGGCUGUUUAACAUCUGUUUCGCCGAACAUUUGGUUCUACUCUCUCCUUCGAGCUCUCACAGGCUUCGGCAGAUCCUCAAUUGGAACUUAUUGUCUGGUUCUCUCUACUGAGCUUGUGGGUCGCAAAUGGAGAAGUCUCAUUGGUUUUAUUGGUUAUUUCUCCUUCACCUUGGGAUUCCUUUCACUUCCAGCCCUUGCUUACCUCACCAGAAAUUCUUUUUCCUGGAGAAGCACAUACAUCUACAUCUCCGUACCUCCUCUGGCAUAUUCUUUGCUGCUCCUUUUAGUUUGGGAGUCCCCCAGAUGGCUACUCCUCAGUCGAAAUUCCGCAGAGGCUCUAAAAUGUUUGAGAAAAAUGGCAGAAAGUAACGGAAGAGUAAUACCAGAAAAUAUAGAGAUAGAAGACUGCAUUGCAGAGAGUCGAACAGAGUCUUCUUUAUCAUUGUUGUGGACAACGAAGUGGGCUCGCUCAAGGCUCAUGUCAACAAUGGCAGUGGGCUAUGGCAUAGGACUCAUCUAUUACGGAAUGCCCUUUGGAGUAGUAAGUCUGGACUUCGAUUUGUAUCUGAGUGUCACAUUUAACGCUCUCUCAGAGGUUCCAGCGGCCAUUUUAGCCACUAUUACUGUUGCUAAGUCUGGUCGCAGAAGGGCAAUGAUCCUGUUAACACUAAUGAGUGGUAUGUUCUGCUUUCUGUGUGUGUUGUGCUCAAUGAGAAUAGGAGAUGCACCCAAUUCAACUGCAAAUAGAAAGAAUUGGGCACAGAUUGCUGCCGAAGUAGGAGCAUUUUUUAGUGCAGUUAUAGGGUUCGACGUGCUGCUGAUUUAUUGCUUGGAAUUGUUUCCAUCGAGUGUUCGAAACUCGGCCAUGUGA
Messenger RNA from Cryptomeria japonica (Japanese cedar), 1380 nucleotides. Its product is annotated as organic cation/carnitine transporter 2-like. Gene Ontology annotation, cellular component: membrane. The record is from RefSeq and is a predicted model, not a curated record. The coding region runs from base 1 to 1380 and encodes 459 amino acids. Gene Ontology annotation, molecular function: transmembrane transporter activity. The transcript is spliced from 2 exons. Lineage: Eukaryota; Viridiplantae; Streptophyta; Pinopsida; Cupressales; Cupressaceae. Gene Ontology annotation, biological process: transmembrane transport.